Messenger RNA from Labrus mixtus (cuckoo wrasse), 3388 nucleotides. RefSeq names its product gsg1-like 2b (gene gsg1l2b). NCBI's taxonomy places the organism in Eukaryota, Metazoa, Chordata, Actinopteri, Labriformes, Labridae. The transcript is spliced from 5 exons. Gene Ontology annotation, cellular component: plasma membrane. The coding region runs from base 192 to 1106 and encodes 304 amino acids. The record is from RefSeq and is a predicted model, not a curated record.
CAGAUGAGAGAGGCGCUCUGAACGCGCCGCGAUAAUUAGCCGCGGACACACACACACACACACACACACACACACACACACACACUACCGGACGGGAAUAACGGGAUUAUGAGGAUCUGAGACGCAGAGGGAUCCGGUGUCACACGAGGAGAGGGAUUACGAUCUCCGCGUUCGGUCCUCCGCGCGCCGUGAUGGGGAUAGACCGGCGGCGGAGAGCGUCGCUGGCUCUCACCUUGAACUUCCUCGCGCUCUUUCUGGCCGUGUCGGCUCUCACCACGAGCUACUGGUGCGAGGGCACGCGGAAGGUGGUGAAGCCGCUGUGCACCGGGCCGGUCAUCGCCAAGCAGUCGUUCUGCAUCCGGUUCAACAGCUCCAACAUGAACGACACGCGGCUCGUGCAGUACAUCUGGGAGACCGGAGAGGACAAGUACGUGAUGAGGAAGUUUCACACCGGGAUCUGGUUCUCCUGCGAGCAGAACAUCAAUAUGUCCGGGGAGAAUUGCAGAAGUUUCAUUUACGUCGCUCCUGAAAACGAGAGAGGCGUGCUGUGGCUGUGCAUCGUAGCAGAGUGCCUGUACAUCCUCCUGCUGGCCACCGGGGGCAUCCUCAUGUCCAUCGAGGUGUGUCACUUUGGGAACGUCAUUGACGGCCUCAAGCUCAACGCCUUCGCCGCCAUAUUCACCGUGCUCUCAGGUCUCCUGGGUAUGGUGGCCCAUAUGAUGUUCACCACGGCCUUCCAGUUGACUGUCAGUCUGGGUCCAGAGGACUGGAAACCUCAGAGCUGGGACUACAGCUGGUCCUACAUUUUGGCGUGGAGCUCCUUCACGGCCUGCAUGGCGUCCUCGGUCACCACCAUCAACCGCUACACCAAAACCAUCCUGGAGUUCAAGCACAAGCGCAGGAACAUCGAGAAGAACCUGAAGAUCAAACAGAAGCUUCUGGAGCUGGACUCACCUGAGCAGGUGUGGGACAUGUACAUCAGCUCUGUGCCGAGCACCGCCGAGGAGCUGCUCGACCUGUCGUCCAACGGCCGAAAACUCUCCAACACCUCCAUCUUCUUAGACCUCAACGACCUGCCCGAUGCACAGGGGGAGGAGUACUGCUAGAGGAACAGCCUGGUUAAACAUUGGCAGGUGUAAACAUCGUCAGGUGUAAACAUCAGUGGGUCAUUGUCAGGUUCAAUGUGAGACGAUUAUGUAACUCCUGUAAACAACAUGAGACCACGGCUGAGAGAAGAUUAUUUAAAAUAACAUUAGUUAGUGUGUCAUUAGUAAAUAAAUCAAUGUAAACUUCAUCUAAUUAAUAUGAUCCUGAUUUCUGCAGCUUGAUGAUCCAGUAGAUGUCGCCAUUGAGCACCAGCAUGAAACCAAAACAAACUGCAGUUUGGCCACACCUCCUCCAUAGUCUAGUGCAAGCGGCGACAAAAUCAUCCUGUUCUCGAGCUGCAAUCACCUGUGUCCUGCAUUGUUGUGUUAGCAUGCUAAUGUUAGCGCUCUUUAGUUAGCUCGUAGCUUCACACUGCAUUUAAAUUAACACAGAAUGAUCGUGAUCUAAAAACUCUUACUACCAUUCAAAUAAUCACUGAGUAUGUUCUUCUUCUUCUCUCUAGUCCUUGACUAUAACAGCUUUUAUACACAAGGGGAGGAGCCGGUCGUCCUGUCCAUGUAAACACGGCUCUGACAACAACACAGCCAGCGGGACUCGAGCUUCUCUCUCAUUGUAGACAGUCAUGACUCAGACAGACAUUUACAGGAUAUACUGGAUUUAUGAUGUAUUUAUGAGUAACAUGCUGCACAUUCUUCCUUUAAUGAACAUCGCGUCCUCUGUUUCUUAAAGGUCUCAGUUAUUUACAGGAACUGUUAUUCAAGUCUCAGAAUUUAAAUGAUGAUGACGUGCUGAUGCGCUAACGUCUCAUGUAGCCCCUUUAAGGACCAGCGCGCCCUGGAGCUCAGCACAUCCACCCCACAGGUGUGUUAACCUUACCUCUGUACACGCAGUGUGUUUAUGAAGAGUCACUGCUGUAACUGUUGGAGACACCAGGAGGACAAGUCUCCAACAGUGAACACUUCAUCCUGAACAGUCGUCUGAAUUGAGGAGUCGCCGCCUGCUCCAUCGCUACGUCGAGGACGACGUGCAGAGCGGUUAAAGCUGUGACAGAUCAGUGAUGACGAGCUCCUUUUAUUGGUACAUUUCCUGUUUAUUGAUGUGAUGAACAUGUGACCCACACAGCAUCAAGUAGCUUCAGUGCAGUAUUUAAAAACUGAGAAAGAAGGGCGGGGCUCCAGACUGGAAGAGGAGAUCUUCUGGGGGGGGAUUUGGUUCACGUGUGUGUUUAACUCGUAGAAAGUGAAGUCAAAGUGAAGUCACAUAAGACUCGAUUAGUAGGUCUUGGUCUGUAUAUUUCUAUAUUUUAACGAGGGCUGUCAGCAAAGUUAAUCACGAUUAAUUAAGGUCUGAAAUGAACUCAUUCAUUGUUUUUUAAUCUCAAGUUAUUUUGUCCCUUCAUGACCUAACCUUCCAUCUACAGUAAGGGCCUUACUGUAUUUCAAAAUAAAAGCAGUACCCAUUUUAAACACUAGGUGUCAGAGUUACAUACUGCUCCUUUACAUUUUGAUUUUCAGCCUUAAAAGUGUUUUAAAUACUAAAUAUUAAUAAAUUAGGUCAUGUUGUUUUUUUCUCGUUGGUUUUCCCUUCAGGUCUUUAUAUUAAUGUUUGCAUGUCACUAAACUUAAAAAUAAGAUGAAACUUUAUUUUUAACUCAAGCAAACUGCUGAGGAACUUACUAACUCAAAGUCAGAUGUGUAAAAUAAAGAGACAGGACAGUCUUGUACUCCUGCAUGGUGGAGAAUAAAGCGAGUCUGGAGCCCUGAGGAGGUUAAACUGGAGACUGUAGCUCCGCCCACACAGGUACACACAGGUGUAAUGUCAGGUGGAGGUGCGUGUAGGCCUGCUGAGUGCCUUUCCUUCCAGCAGCAUGCCUCUCUGAUCACACAGCCCGCUGUGCAGACUGCCAAACUCAUUGGAGAUCUGAGCGCGCUCAGUAGAGCUCUCUGCGUCAUCCUCUUGAUCAACAGGAACUUUUCUUAUGAACACGUGAACUGUUGUGAUGGAGAGCGGCGAGCAGGAUUGUAAAGUGCAUUUUAAAUGUAUGAAAACAGAUUUGUGUAUUUAUUUAUGAAGUGAGAUGUGUUUAAGUCAAAGAUUUAUUCAGGUUUUAUUUCUUUUUAUCUUCUCUGGGUCGUGAUUUCUCAUGCAGCAUGGACGGUUGUGAGUUUUUUGUGUAUUAUUAUUUGCAAUCUAACGUAUUGGUAUAUUUAUGAAUUUCUAUGAGAAGACAUUCAAAGGUGAAGAGGAGAGGAGGUUAUAAUAAAGAUGUUUCUUGUUUUUA